Phialemonium atrogriseum is the source of this 2256-nucleotide messenger RNA. Its product is annotated as hormone-sensitive lipase. Gene Ontology annotation, molecular function: triacylglycerol lipase activity; sterol ester esterase activity. Lineage: Eukaryota; Fungi; Ascomycota; Sordariomycetes; Cephalothecales; Cephalothecaceae. Gene Ontology annotation, biological process: triglyceride catabolic process. The coding region runs from base 1 to 2256 and encodes 751 amino acids. The record is from RefSeq and is a predicted model, not a curated record. Gene Ontology annotation, cellular component: cytosol. The transcript is spliced from 2 exons.
AUGAUAGACCAUGUUCUAGGAAGACCAUCAGUAAAAUCACGCAGACUCCAGGUCCUUGCUGUGUUGACAUUUUGGUCGGCUUACUUAUUCAAGGGCCACAAACAUGGACCGCCUCUCUUGCGUUUCUUCUCACGCAUUUUCUCCAAGUCUCUGACAGCAUGGCAGACUGUAGUCAUCACCAUGCUCUACCUUUACGCCGCUCGGAACUUCAGCACUCUGGUUGGAUUGGCCAGCCCGGAGCCCUUGGCGAAUAUGUACGAUGCGACCUACUAUCGUGCAACCUGGGUGCUGACUGCACUCGACGCCGGCUUCUGGACAGCCAUGAAGAUUCGGCAGAAAUGGCUACGCGAUAUUUCGAGUGUCGUAUUCUCCGUCUUCUACCUGUUUGCCGCCGAAAAGGCCGACGAGAAGGUUAGGAAGGUCAGGGGAAAUCUCACUAUCGACCACCUCAGAGUCAGCUGGAAUAAAGGGAACGAGUCUCCCUACCUGAGGUUCUUCCAGGGGCUUCAGAGGCCACGCUUCACACGCUGGCCUCCGAGGGCUAUCCGGAUUCCGCGACCGCCGUCGAGUGACUACAAGGAGCCUGUCUCGGGGUGGCUGUACUACGAUGGUCCGCUCUCGAAUUUGGAGCAUCACAACAAGAUAGUUCUAGACAUCCCGGGCGGUGGAUUCGUUGCCAUGGACCCUAGAUGCAGUGAUGAUAAGCUGAUGGCAUGGGCUGCCAAGACUGGACUGCCUAUCCUGAGCUUGGACUACAAGAAAGCACCCGAGUUCCCCUAUCCAUACGCCGUUAACGAGUGUUACGAUGUCUACACCACUAUCAUCCACACUCGCGGCCGGUGCAUUGGCUUAUCGGGCCGGGAAGUUCCUAAGGUUGUCGUCACUGGAGACAGCGCGGGUGGAAAUCUGGCAGCGUCCAUGACACUGAUGAUCAUCGAGAGUGGCUCUACCCCGGUGCGGCGGUUUCGUGGACAGGCCGACCUUCCACUACCUGACGGUCUGGUCCUUUUCUAUCCGGCGUUGGAUAUGAACAUCGGAAACUGGAUGUCGGACGCGCAGAUGUCUCUGAUCCAGGAUCGGAGCAUGCGAGGCACCAACAAGCGGAUCGUUCGCCGCAAGAGCAUGCAGUAUAACGCCCUCGCCGGCACCCCUCACCAGUCAGAUGACGAAGACGAGGCGACCCCCAAAUCAAUUUCGAGCUCGGAAACGGGCCCAGGGCAGGCCGGUCUGGCUUUUGAGAGCAACUCACGCAGCCCCAACCCCGAGUACACGCACUCUGGGCCGUCGACCUGGACCAGGAAACAGCAUGCCGCGUCGUCCGAGCCGCCGAACCGCCAGGGAAGCGCUUCAUAUCGUGCCGAGCCUCUCGGCACGCGGCUGGCCAUGUCGUCGAUGCUCUCGUACUUCAACGACCGAGUCCUCACGCCCGAGAUGAUGCGGGCCAUGAUAAUUCUUUACAUCGGCCCGCACAACCGGCCCGACUUCAGCCAGGACUACCUGCUCAGCCCCAUCCUCGCACCCGACAUCCUCCUGUCCUGCUUCCCCAAGACGUACUUCCUCACAGGGGAGCGGGACCCGCUCGUCGAUGACACCAUCGUCUUCGCCGGCCGGCUCCGGCGGGUCCGGGCGGCGGCGCACGCGUCCGGGGGCGCGCGCCUCGAGUACCGCGAUUCGGACGCACUGGUCGACGGCUUCGACCAGAGGGACGCCGCCGAGGUGGCCCUCAUCCCCCGCAUCAGCCACGGCUUCCUCCAGUUCCCCACUGUCUACCCGCCCGCGUGGAAGCUGAUCGACCGCUCGGCCAGCUGGAUCGAGGACGCCUUCGCCGACGCCGAGAGGCGCGACAGGGAGCGGCGGAGGGUGGCUGCCGCCGCUGACGCCGCCAACGGCGUGGGCGCAGGGGCGGGUGCGGGCGCGAAUGCGGCUAGGCACCACGCCCGUCAGGAGUCGAGCGGGGACGAGGACCGACCGCUGGAGAUUGGCAUGACCAGAGCCAGGGCUAAGUCGGUGAGGGACGAGGCGGGGAAGAAGUUGGCAGACGCAGACGCAGACGCAGACGUGGACGCCGGGGUAGAGGCGGUAGUCAAUGGCGAGAAGGCGGCAAAUGGGAAGGUGGGGAGGAGGAAAGGUGCAAAGGCGAGGGCGAAGGAUAGGGAUGAUAAGAGCCUGGUCAAGCUGGAUAGCUCGGAUGACCUCCUGGGCCGUAGGAUGCUCGGUCUUGCGGGAGGGUUGACGGGUUUGGGAGGGGAGGAAUGA